AACCCGCCUCCCGGAGAAGGGCGGGGAGAUCCUCGUGGGAGGUGCGCUGGCACCACCGAGACGUGGCCGGGCAAGGCCGGAUUGAGGCAGAGAGAGGCCGUACAGGGCCAGGGACAACGCUACUUCCGGUCUCCUCACUUCCGGCUUCGCUGCUCUUGGUGCUGGUUCUGGAGGCCGGGUUGAGAGGUUGCCGGUCCGACUGUCCUCGGCGGUUGGUCAGUGUGAAUUUGUGACAGCUGCAGUUGCUCCCCGCCCCCGAGCUGCCGAGGAGUCUACCAUGGCUCAAGAAUCUCCCAAAAAUUCAGCAGCAGAAAUUCCAGUGACUAGUAAUGGAGAAGUUGAUGACUCUUGUGAACAUGGCUUUAAUAGGGAUUUGAAGCAUUCAUUACCAUCUGGACUUAGUCUCUCAGAAACCCAAAUUACAUCUCAUGGCUUUGACAAUACCAAAGAGGGCGUUAUUGAAGCUGGAGCAUUUCAAGGUGGCCAGAGAACACAGACAAAAAGUGGACCAGUUAUUCUAGCAGAUGAAAUUAAAAAUCCUGCAAUGGAAAAGUUAGAACUUGUUAGAAAGUGGAGUCUAAACACCUAUAAGUGUACUCGACAGAUUAUCUCUGAGAAGCUAGGCCGUGGCUCAAGAACUGUGGACCUUGAACUUGAAGCUCAGAUUGAUAUAUUAAGGGAUAACAAGAAAAAAUAUGAAAAUAUUUUAAAACUGGCUCAAACAUUGUCCACCCAGCUUUUCCAGAUGGUACAUACCCAAAGGCAACUUGGAGAUGCAUUUGCUGACCUGAGUUUGAAGUCACUAGAACUUCAUGAAGAAUUUGGCUAUAAUGCCGAUACCCAGAAGCUGCUGGCUAAAAAUGGAGAGACUCUUCUUGGGGCCAUUAAUUUUUUCAUUGCUAGUGUGAACACUUUGGUGAAUAAAACCAUUGAAGAUACAUUAAUGACUGUGAAACAGUAUGAAAGUGCCAGGAUUGAAUAUGAUGCGUAUCGCACUGAUUUGGAAGAACUGAAUCUUGGACCACGUGACCCAAACACUCUGCCAAAGAUUGAGCAGUCACAGCAUCUCUUCCAAGCACAUAAGGAAAAAUAUGAUAAAAUGCGCAAUGAUGUUUCUGUCAAAUUGAAAUUUCUGGAAGAAAAUAAGGUUAAAGUAUUGCACAAUCAGCUGGUCCUUUUCCACAAUGCCAUUGCCGCUUACUUUGCUGGGAAUCAGAAGCAGCUUGAACAGACACUUAAACAGUUCCAUAUCAAAUUGAAAACCCCUGGAGUGGAUGCCCCGUCUUGGCUUGAAGAACAGUAAAAUCACAGCGGAAAAUAAGAAAGUCGUGUUGUUAUAUUUCUAAACAAACCUAACAAGAAUUAAGCAGAGUUGGGGGAAGUGAGAGGGGUGACAAGCAUUAUAGUGAUUCUUGCACAAACAGCUUUAAUUUUUCCCUUUUUCAUACUUUAACAAUUGAACUGUUAAGGGUGGUUUUAAUGUAAACAUAGUUUCUAUAAUCUGAACACAAUAAUUUUCCUUUUUGAGAAAUCCUUUUGUAUUGUGAGGGUUGAUGGCUAUUUCUGUAGUUUGAAAACAUCUAAUAGAGAUUUGCACUGACAAGAUAAAAAUUCAAGGUUUUUGGUCCUGGAAAUGAGGGCCAAUUGUAACUUUUCCAAAGGGAGGUUUACAUGAUUUGUAUCAACAUCAGAUAUUUUAUAUAUGAAUAUAUUAAACAUCUUUAAGAGAUUCAUUUUCAUGUAUUAAAGAAAAAAGAAACUAUUUUGCAGAGUAAAGUUAUAUGGUGUUCCUGCAGCGUCCACACAGAGGCAGCAGCUCUAAUGAAUGAUUAGCUUGUGGAGUUGUGGCAAAUACCUUUUUAAAAAUGAAUCUGUACCAUUGUAAUUUUAUUUAGACUUUUUUUUAAAGACACAGAAAUCACACUGUCAUUUCUGUGAGGCUUUUAAACUUAUGAAUUUGCUUCACCCAAAGUCAUUGGACAGUUACGUUUGCAAUUUCUUUUGGUUCAUAACAAAACUUGCUUAAGAGAAUUUUUUUUUUUGGCAGGUGGACGUGGGAAUGGAAAUUCUUAAUGGUUUCUAGAGUAGAAAUCUGUACUUAGAAAACUAGUUUUUGGGUCAGUUCCAUUUUGAUAGAAGUGAAUACAUAGACAGCUUUUAUUGACUUCCAUAUGUAACAACACCGUUUAAGCCUUAAAUCACAGAUAUGUGCCUUCUCAGAUACAGUAAUUCUUGUUCAACCAAUGUACAAAAUCCAUAAAGAAACCCCUGUUGGAUAAUGUUUGAUGUGUCUAUUCCUUCCAUGGAAUGGAGCACUAUGUAUAAAUAUUGGGUUUCUUUGUACUUGUUAAGCCACAUUUGAGGUUUAUGGUAAAAAUCAUCUUUUGAGUUUGCUCUUUGGUUUUUCUUCAUUCCUUUUGAGGAAUGGGAAAACAGAAGGAUUCUUUGAUUUGGGUAAUGAAGAGGUAAUUUGGGACAGUGUGGUGGUACCAGGAAGAAAGAGGAUUGGAAAGGCCAGUACUGUUUUAGUUGCUUGGCACUAUUGGUUUUGUUUUAAUGUGGUUCCCCUGUCCACUACAUGGUUCUAUCAGUGUAGUGUAAUCCAUUUUCGAUGUAAAGCUCUUUCAGUUUUUGUCAUAGACAUAAAUUAAUAUUUUGAGAGGCAUCCCUCACCUGUUCAUUUCUUCUGUAUUGAAAUGAAGUACUUAAAAUUACCGUUAUACAUGAACUUUGUGGACUGUAAGAUUUGUUAUAUAUGUUCAAAUGCCUUUUAGCUGGCUUUUUAAUUAAUAUGCCUGUUUUGAGCGCUUAAUACAAUGUAAUGUGAUCGUAAAUCAUAAACCUAUUUUAAAUCAUUCCUUCCUGUAUAUUUGUACUCAGAGAGCCUUAUUUUAUUCUUCCAGCAGAAUUACUACUUGUGAUAGUUCAUUUACAUUCCCCAGAAUGUGCCUCUGGUGUGAAUUUUGUAUUCUUAUUAAAAGUGUUUGCUGCAGUAAAUCGUUUCUCUGGACCUUCAUAGUUUAAGAAGUAACUAUUUGGAAAUUCUGAAGACACAUGAUUUGCCUUUUCUGAACCUUAAAAAAAAAAGGUGCGUCUGUCACUUGUAAUUGUUUUAGCUCAGUAAGCUAUUUUUUUUCCAAUGUGAAUUUCUUUUGAGAGCUGAACAUGUCCAUUCUUAACCACAUUUCAAUAACAGUUAUUGUAGCUAAGGAGCUAAAUAGUUUCAUGGAUUGACUUUUUUCAGAAUAAAUUUAAAAUAUCCAUGAUUCUGAUAGUGGGCACAUGAGCAAAAGAAAAAAGUAAAUCAAUAUAUUUAGCCAAUGGUACAUUUACUUUGUUAGGAAUGUAACUUAUGUUCAUUAUAGAAAAGAAUUAGAAGAAAAUUUCAAGUAAUAGAAGUUAAGUACCUUCCCAAGUGAAUAAAUACUGCAUGGAACCACUCAACACCUCUGAAGUUGGAUAUUCUAGUUUUGGAUUUUAAUAUUGCAAGCUCUAUUUUGAAUAUCCUUUAAUAUAACAUACAUUUAUAUCUUUGCACUUUUACGUACUUACUCCUUUAGGUUAUAGACCUAGAAGUGAAAAUGGGCCCUCAAAAGUAUAUACAUACUUUUAAAACUUUGUAAUAUAUUGCCUGUUUGCUUUCAAGAAAGACUGUGCCAAUGUACACCUCUAAGAGCAUACACAUGUACCUGUUUAGUAUAUUUUUUAAGCCAGUACUGUAUAUAUAAAAUGAAAUAAUAAAAGAGAAAAACAGGAAGAUAAAGGCUGAACAAUCACCAGCUGGAGAGUUUGGGGAUGCCGGGUGUGAGAGCAGGAAAUGGAUGAAAAUGGCUGGCUUUUCUCUCAUUAAAAUAGAAGUUGUUAUUCUAGAAAAAAUAAUGCACUGAGGAACUGGUCUGUGAAAUUAAACUUUUCAUCCCAAAGCUUCCAAAUCUUAGGGUCCAGGAACUAUCUGGGUUUGCAAAAGCAAUUUAGCUGAAAUCUAGGCUUUAAGAAGCAUCUUUUCCAUAUUCAAAACACACUGAUAAUGUUACUGAAGCUUAUCCCAUAAGAGUGUGAAACUAGAAGAUUCCUUAGAGAUUAUGUAACACACUUUUUUUUUUUUUUAACAGGUGAAACUAUCAAGGCUUCAAAAUAUGUUAAACUGACUUAGCCAACCCCCAUCUCCAAAUGUAAUGCUGGAUGAGUAUUUGCAACUAUAUACUUGAAUUCCCCUUUAAAUCCUGCCAUUUCAACUGCAUAAUUAAAUCAAUGUGUCAAAAGUG
Molecule: messenger RNA, 4265 nt
Organism: Symphalangus syndactylus (siamang)
Lineage: Eukaryota; Metazoa; Chordata; Mammalia; Primates; Hylobatidae
Gene: ARFIP1
Product: ARF interacting protein 1
Biological process (GO): regulation of Arp2/3 complex-mediated actin nucleation; intracellular protein transport
Cellular component (GO): trans-Golgi network membrane
Molecular function (GO): protein domain specific binding; phospholipid binding
Source: RefSeq, a predicted model, not a curated record